Messenger RNA from Pseudomassariella vexata, 753 nucleotides. Its product is annotated as acyl-CoA N-acyltransferase. Gene Ontology annotation, molecular function: protein N-terminal-serine acetyltransferase activity; protein-N-terminal-alanine acetyltransferase activity. Lineage: Eukaryota; Fungi; Ascomycota; Sordariomycetes; Amphisphaeriales; Pseudomassariaceae. The coding region runs from base 1 to 753 and encodes 250 amino acids. The record is from RefSeq and is a predicted model, not a curated record. The transcript has a single exon.
AUGUCCACCACCCAAACCCAACCCCUCGGACCCCCCAUCAACGCAACCCCAGCCCAGCCUCCAACCCACCGCAUCCUUGAAGGAACCUAUGUCUCCCUAGUCCCCCUCAACAUCACCCACGCCCCAGCCCUCUACACCCAACUCAACAACCCCUCAAUCUUCACCUACAUGACCAGCGGCCCCUUCACCACCCUCUCUGACUUCACCAUCCACAUCAGCACCCUGGCCACCUCAAACGACCCCUUAUUCUUCACCAUCAUUCCCAAGAUCCCACUUUCCCUUUCCAACUCUCACAGCAACGGUAGUAAAGAUGGCAAGACCCUGCCGGCAGACACCCCAUCCGGCUACCUCUCCUACCUGCGCAUCACUCCUCCCCAUCGGAGUAUCGAAAUCGGGAAUAUAACCCUCUCCCCCAUACUGCAACGCACGACCGCUGCCACCGAGUCUUUGUACCUGGUUAUGCAUCACGCCAUGUCCGACCUAGGCUACCGACGUUUGGAAUGGAAAUGCGACGACUUGAACGCGAAAAGCCGGCGCGCGGCGGAGCGGCUGGGUUUUGUCUAUGAGGGGACAUUUCGGAAGCAUUUGAUUAUCAAGGGCCGGUCGCGGGAUACGUGGUGGGGGUCGAUUACGGAUGAGGAGUGGGAGGAGAGGGAGGGGAAAGUGUUGAGGACGUGGUUGGAGGAGAGGAAUUUUGUAGAGGGAAGGCAGGUUAGGAGGGUGGAGGAGAUUAGGAGGGCGUUAGAGGGUUGA